UGUGGCAGUCCACCUGCUGAACUAUCGGGGAGUGUCAUGGAGGCCUACGAGCAGGUCCAAAAGGGACCCUUGAAGCUGAAAGGCGUCGCAGAGCUCGGAGUGACUAAGCGGAAGAAGAAAAAGAAGGACAAAGACAAAGCGAAACUCCUGGAAGCAAUGGGAACGAGCAAAAAGAACGAGGAGGAGAAGCGGCGCGGCCUGGACAAGCGGACCCCGGCCCAGGCGGCCUUCGAGAAAAUGCAGGAGAAGCGGCAAAUGGAAAGAAUCCUGAAGAAAGCAUCCAAAACCCACAAGCAGAGAGUGGAGGACUUUAACAGACACCUGGACACACUCACGGAGCAUUACGACAUUCCCAAAGUCAGCUGGACGAAGUAGCUGCCUGCGCCCAGGAUGGAGCGGCAUCGAGGGUUCGCCAAAGGCCCCGCUGGAGUUGUAUGUGUUUCCUUCGGUGUAUUCUAGACACGCCCUCGUGUCUUCUGCUACAGACUGCUCUUCGGAGCUGUGCACCCUCGUGCUGGAACUUGAUUAAAGUAAAAUUGUCCUUGUCCUCAGUUUAGGUCUCUUGGCAACAUAUAGAAGAUACACCCUUUUCGUUUGGAUGGAAAGUUUCUAAGUUUAUCCAGAGGUAAAUGUUUUUACCCCCUAGUUGCAGCUAACGCUCUGAGACCAGCCAGCUGUCUUCUCCCGGAUGAGACAGACUCCAGAGGGUCAGGAGCUGAUAAUGCCAGGUGGCCUGCCGUAUGCAGAACCCUGCAGGACCCAGCGUGGGUGCCCUUUCGAGCUUCCUGUAGCUUGAGGCCUGUGCUAUUCCCUGCAGGCCCCAGAGAAGCCACUUGCAACUCUGUGGUCUUGAGACUUCCUCCUUAGCCACCUGGCCACUGAGACAGCGCAGCCUGGCCAGCAGAACAGCCACCUAAGGGAAGAAUGGAACAGACACGCCUCGUUCGUCUCUGAGCCUGUUCCCAAAACCCUCCUUCCAGGUACUUCUAAUGGGCGUUGCCAUGGCAGACAUUGCUAAUGGAUCACAGCAUUCUUUGACAUGGAACCCAGAUACAGCCUGCCUCUCGGUCCUCAGCCGGGAGCUCCUAACAGCCUCUCGUAUUUACUCACAGUUGACACGUCACUGGGAGCCUGUUCGGCAUUCCUACCCUAAGGACACCUCAGGGGAGGCAGGAGCAGUGCAGAGCGCCAGCACAGACAGACAUGGGUGCAGUCAAAUGGGAGGGCUCAGGCAUCCAUGGUGGAGGGCUCAGGCAUCCAUGGUGGAGGGCUCAGGCAUCCAUGGUGGAGGGCUGGGAUCUUGUCAGGCCUGUGUGUCCUUGUUGACAGUCAAACCGCAUGUGCUGCUCGAGAAAUAAUCUCUGUUGAUGGAGCUGUUGAAAGAAUAACGAAGGCAGAAGAGAAAAACCAAGUGUGGGAUUUAGGGUUGUCCUGUGUAAAUUACACAAUAAAGCAAAAGCCAGUUAUUAUAA
Saimiri boliviensis boliviensis (Bolivian squirrel monkey) is the source of this 1472-nucleotide messenger RNA. It is a transcript of the gene FAM32A, whose product is annotated as family with sequence similarity 32 member A. Gene Ontology annotation, cellular component: nucleolus. Lineage: Eukaryota; Metazoa; Chordata; Mammalia; Primates; Cebidae. The record is from RefSeq and is a predicted model, not a curated record.